GGGGGCUGUGUCGGACACGGGGUGACCCCCCCGCACCCGGGGGCUGUGCCGGACACGGGGUGACCCCCCGCACCCCAGGGGUGCUCUGAUGUCCGGGGGGUGACCCCCCGCUCCUCAGGUGCCCCCUCACCUCCUGGGGUCCAUCCCCAGGCCACGCGGAUGCCCAUGUCCCCGCAGCCUGAGUGGUUCCGUGCCCCCACACCCCGGGGGCCGUCCCUGACACGGGGCCCCGCGCGGGGCUAUUUUUGGGUCGUGGCGUGGCCGCCGCCCGGCAGUGCCAGGGGGCCCCACGUCACGGGGUCGGCCGGGCCCGGCAUCGCUCUCAUUCCUGCCGGCACAAGGGGAGCAGCGGCACGGCUCGGAUCCCCCGGCCCACAGACGGGGACAGGUAACACCUUCACCUGGCCAGAGCGCCCCGGGGACGGGGACUCCAGCGUGUGGGGCACCUGGCUGCCCUCACUACCAUCGGAGCGGACAUCCCAGGGCAGGGGACACACCGUUGCAGGGAAUGCUCCCUCCGGGGAGACACUCAGUCCUGGAGGAUCCCCUACCCCUGUCCUGGAGGAUGCUCCGCUGCAGGGAAUGCUCCAGUGCAGGGGACCCAGGGGAUGCUUCUGCUCUGAGGACACCCACCCUGGGGGAUGCCGCACUGUAGGGACCAUCCCACCCAACCCUGCAGCCCCGCGGUGCGGGGGGAAGGGGCGUGUUUGGGGCAGCCUCGUGCCAUGCAGCUCAUAACCUAAAAAUAGGCGGCAGCUCCCGGGGCAGGACUCGUCCUUUCCGUGGCAGCCACGGUGCUUGUGCAAAGCGGUGCCACGCGGGGCCCCCCGGGCGCAGGGCUCUGCUCUCUGUCCCGCAGAUGGCAGGCGGCAUUUUCUCCCCGCUGGGGAGCUGCUCGGAGCUGGAGAAGGCCAACUGCCACCCGCUGGUGUGCCUGCUGUGCCACGAGCCCUACCAGCACCCCUGCCUGCUCGACUGCUACCACAACUUCUGUGCCAGCUGCCUGCGGGGCCGUGCCAGCGACGGCCGCCUGCGCUGCCCGCUCUGCGGGCACCCCUCGGUGGUGAGGGGGGGCACAGGACUGCCCCCCGUGGACCGGCUGCUGCAGUUCCUGGUGGACAGCUCGGCCGACAGCGAGGAGGACGUGCAGUGUGCCAACUGCGACCGGCGCUGCGCCAAGGCGGAGCUGGACACCAUGUACUUCUGCAACACCUGCGGGCAGCCCCUGUGUACCCCGUGCCGUGAGGAGACCCACCAUGCCAGGAUGUUUGCCCGCCACGAGAUCGUGUCCCUCUCCAAGCGCACCAAAGACAUCCACAAGAAGUGCCCGCUGCACGAGGAGCCCUACAUCAUGUUCUCCACCGAGAAGAAGUCCAUGCUCUGCAUCAACUGCUUCAGGGAUAUGCAGGGGGAGAGCCGGGCACACUGCAUCGACAUCGAGACAGCGUACAUGCAGGGCUGCCAGCGGCUGGACCAGGCGGUGAUGGCAGUGAAGGAGCUGCAGACCUCCACACGCGAGGCCAUCGUCCUGCUCAAGGCCAUGAUCGAGGAGGUUCGCAACAGUGCCAGCGAGGAGGAGGCGGCCAUCAACUCCCUCUUCGGCCGCAUGCAGGAGCAGCUCUCCGAGAGGAAGAAGACGCUUCUGAAAGCUGUGCAGAGCCAGCAUGAGGAGAAGGAGAAGGCAUUCAAGGAGCAGCUUGCACACCUCGCCUCCCUGCUGCCCACCCUGCAGGUGCACCUGGUGACCUGCUCAGCCUUCCUGAGCUCUGCCAACAAAGCCGAGUUCCUGGACCUGGGCUAUCAACUGAUGGAGAGGCUGCAGAGGAUUGUCAAGCUGCCACACCGCCUGCGGCCGGCCCAGACCAGCAAGAUCAACAGCGAGUACCGGGCAGAGUUUGCCCGCUGCCUCGAGCCCCUCCUGAUGCUCAGCCCCCGCCGCUCCGUGGUGGGCAGUGCCGGCGGCAUCGGUCCUGGCAUCACUGGCACGAACAUGCUCCCUGGUGGCCAAUGCUCCAAGACCCUCAUGGUGCCCGGCUGUCCCCCCUCAAGUGACAAAAUGUCCACCAGCCCCAUGGUGAGGAAGCCGACGAUGCACCGGUACAUCAGCACCAAGGUGCUCCUGGCCGAGGGGCGUGAGACCCCCUUCGCCGAGCACUGCCGCAACUACGAGAACACCUACCGGAUGCUGCAGAUGGAGAUCCAGGGCCUGAAGGACCAGGUGCAGGAGCUGCAUCGCGACCUCACCAAGCACCACUCACUCAUCAAGUCAGAGAUCAUGAGUGAGAUCCUGCAGAAGUCCCUGCAGAUGGACGUGCAGAUCGCAGCUCACUACUCUGCCGUGGAGAUGAUGCGCAGCGUCUUCGAGGAGGUCUGGGAGGAAACUUACCAGCGGGUGGCAAACGAGCAGGAGAUCUAUGAAGCCCAGCUCCAUGACCUGCUGCAGCUGAGGCAGGAGAACAGCUGCCUGAGCACCAUCACCAAGCAGAUCGUGCCCUACGUCCGCUCCAUUGCCAAGGUGAAGGAGCGGCUGGAGCCCAGGCUGCAGGAGCCCCGGGAGCCCAAGGAGGAACAGGCCCAGAUGCUGCUCAAGAUCUGCGACAACAGUGAAGCAGUGCCAAGCGAGGAAGAAUAAUGCAGAACUCAAGGAAACAGUGAACCUCUUUGGUAUAUAACGACAGAAUAAGUUAUGCCACACAGCUCAGUGGGAACCAUUUCAAAAUGGUCACAUUUAAAAGAGUUUUAGCUAGCCCAACUCUUCUCCUGGUUGGAGAUUUCCCUAGGAGCAUCUCCUACUUGCCCCAACAUCCUGGCUUUUGCCCAAAAGAGCAGGUGAGGAUCUCGGGUGCUAAAGCCCUUAGCAAGCCUGGCAGCUGUGGUUCUUUCCCAACCCAAAAUCCUGGGAUCUCUGCAGGACAGAGGUGGCCUGGCAGGAUAGGAAGCAGCGUGAUUUGGAAGCGGGAAGAGGGAACAGAGGUGGCGGCGGGAGGCAGCGGCUGCAGCGAUGACUCCGCAUCCGCAGCAGCAGCUGAGGGAGAAGGAGCAGGCUCAGCGGUGCUUGGAUCUCUCCCUGCGGACGCCAAGGCCUGGAGAGAGCCGAGUGGUGCCACACUGCCAGCGCUCUGAGGGCAGGCAGAGCUGGAGGCUGCUCCCAUGGCCACCCCAGUGCCAAGUCAAGGAGUCGGGCCCAAGGAGAUUAAAGCUGCAGCACUGGGCUCACGAGGUCAGAAAGCUUUAAAAUUGAAUUAUGCAACAGGAACAAUCUACUGCCCAGCGCCUCCUCUGCCUGGGGCCCAGAGGGCAGUGCUGCUCUCCAGCAGAAUUGGUCCAGAGGCAUUCCAGGACAAUUCAGCUGCUGCAGGCAGGACAAUUCAUUCUCUUUAGGGUCGCUACAGGCUAAGUUAUCUGGAAGAUCCCUGAAUGUGCAAUGAAGGGCUGAUCUCAAGGAGGAGGAACGAGCUUCUGAUCUGCAAGAAUCCCGGCAGGCUGCCCAGUGCCACAGCCCUCCACCAGCUCCUUCUGGGUGGCUGGGAAAUACCAACAGGCACGUCCCAACACUGAUGCCACGCAGGCACCUGGCACGGCGGGAGCCGGGCGUUUGCUCAGCCAGUCUGGUUUUCACCUGCAUUACAGUUCCAAUUUGACUCCUUUAAUAAAAGGGAGACCCGAUGGCACCUUC
Molecule: messenger RNA, 3676 nt
Organism: Pseudopipra pipra
Lineage: Eukaryota; Metazoa; Chordata; Aves; Passeriformes; Pipridae
Gene: RNF207
Product: ring finger protein 207
Exons: 17
Coding region: 860-2632 (590 amino acids)
Biological process (GO): regulation of cardiac muscle contraction; regulation of heart looping
Cellular component (GO): perinuclear region of cytoplasm
Molecular function (GO): transmembrane transporter binding; zinc ion binding; Hsp70 protein binding
Source: RefSeq, a predicted model, not a curated record